Messenger RNA from Zea mays, 1271 nucleotides. Its product is annotated as expansin-like 3. The record is from RefSeq and is a predicted model, not a curated record. NCBI's taxonomy places the organism in Eukaryota, Viridiplantae, Streptophyta, Magnoliopsida, Poales, Poaceae. The transcript is spliced from 6 exons. Bases 258 to 1085 code for a protein of 275 amino acids. Gene Ontology annotation, cellular component: extracellular region.
CUAUAUCCCCCGUCCCACGGCGCCGCGCUUCGCCGCCUCCCAAACGCGUCCAAAACAUUCUGCGGCCUGUUGGAGGGCAGCACCAAGUAUCACAGUCUAGCUACUGCCUGGCACCAGCAAGCUUCUGCCCUGCCCCGCCCCGCCGCCAGAAUCCGAAACCAGUAAACCACAGCGGCAACAACCUCGCGGCGCCCGCGUGGAGGCAGGCGGCGCAUAAAGCCAGCCGGCGCUGCUCCUGCUGCUUCUUCGAUCGGUCCAUGGCUGUCGUCACGAGGGACGCGGCGUGCCUGCCCCUCGUCCUCCUGCUCCUAGUCUUCUCCGCGGCCCCGUCUCCGGCUGACGGCUGCGACCGCUGCGUGCGCCGGUCCAAGGCCACCUACUACCAGGCCUCCUCGCUCGCCCUCAACGCCGGGUCGUGCGGGUACGGCUCCUUGGCCGCGUCCCUCAACGGCGGCCUGCUCGCCGCAGCCAGCCCCGAGCUGUACAGGGGCGGCGUCGGCUGCGGCGCCUGCUUCCAGGUGCGGUGCAGGGACAGCGAGCUGUGCAGCGCCGCCGGCGCCAAGGUGGUGGUGACGGACCAGGCGCGGACGUCGAACCGCACGGCGCUGGUGCUGAGCGCCGCGGCGUACGCGGCCAUGGCCAGUGCCGGCAAGGCCGCGCGCCUCAGGGACCGGCGCGUCGUCGACGUCGAGUACAAGAGGGUACCCUGCGAGUACGCGAAGGACCGCAACCUGUUGAUACGCGUGGAGGAGAAGAGCCGGCCGCCAAGCAACCUGUCCAUCAGGUUCCUGUACCAGGGCGGCCAGACCGACAUCGUCGCCGUCGACGUCGCCACCGUGGGGUCGUCCAACUGGCGGUUCAUGGCGCGGGACCACGGGCCGGCGUGGAGCACGGCGCAGGCGCCGCCGGGGCCGCUGCAGUUCCGGCUGGUGGUGACCGGUGGCUACGACGGCAAGUGGGUGUGGGCGGAGUCGGAGGUGCUGCCGCGCCGGUGGGAGGCCGGCCGCGUCUACGACGCCGGGGUGCAGGUCUCCGACGUCGCGCAGGAAGGGUGCUACCCCUGCGACACGCGCGAGUGGCAGUGACGUGACGCGCGCACGGGCUGGAUUGUAGUAGAUUGUACAGUUUUUUUUUUUGGUCGGGAAUGGGACGAAAGAUAUGAAAUGAUGAUGAGCGGAGCCGGAGAGCCGAAUCAAACCAAAUCAAACAAACGUGCCGUUGCAAGUUGGUUCGGCCGCGUUGCUCGACCCCAUUUAGGGCUUGUUCGGUUA